UAUUACGCGAACCGCAAACAGGAAGUGCGUGCAACAGCGUGCUGCGUGACUAAACGAAAUAUACACAUGUUGCUGGUCUGAAGAUUUAUCUGCCAAGCUACGAAAACGCCGAAAGCACGGUGACAGCAACAUGGCACCUACAGAUUUGAAAAAUUUGGUCAGAAGAUUUUAUGUACUUCAAGCUGAGCGUGUGGAGGCAUACAAGCUAUUUGAGGAGGGUCAUGAGGCGUAUUUAAGGACGGGGCCCCACUAUGACUUCGAGCACUACAAACAGCUGGUACAUGAGAUAACGAAAGCAUUCUGCGGCAUUUCCAAAGAGGUUCUGCAGAUUAAAGAGCAACUGCACCAAGACUUCGACCGGCCCGACCUCUCCGAACACAUUGACAAAAUGCAGAUUAAAGAGAAGGAGAAACUAGAGCUGACAGCUAAAUUACAGUUGGCCAAGCAGAAUGCCCAGGAUCACCCAGAAGAUGAGGAUUUCCAAGAGAAAGUCCGUGAGAUCAAACAGGAUAUCAUAAAGAAUUCAGCAGCUUUGAGUGAGAUUCUGCAAGACUUCAAGUACGACUCCGAGGAGCCGGAGUGAGAUUCAGUCAGUCUCAGGAGACAGAGAUGGAUUCAGAUCCUCUGUGAACUUUCCUUUCUAAUGAAGAGUCAUCUGAAGUAUCGAUCGCUCUCUCAGGCGUUGCAUAGACAGAGUGCAUUGCUGCUGCUGAUGCAGGCUUUGCAAUGCAGAUUUUUAUUAAAGAGAGUCUGGCAUUUUUUAUUUCAUUAUUUUUUAUACCUUCAGAAUAGCUUGUGACAUUUUGUUUGCUAAACCAACACAAUGUUAAUUUAAAGCAUUUAUCUGUUCAUUCUGAAUGUAAAUAACAUUCAUUAUUAUAUGCAUAAUAAUAAUAAUAUUCAGCAAAAGCUAAUGUUACAAAAUAUAUGAUUCCUUAAAUAUUUUGAAAAAUUUAUACAGAAAAAACUAUUUGUACAUAAUGAUACAGUAUUUACAUGAUGUUUUUGAACACAAGAUGACAAAAAAUAGCUAAUUGCAUUUCAAAUACCAAUUUAAACUUGAGUGUUUAACAAUUAAAGGGACAGUGCACUAAAA
Messenger RNA from Carassius auratus (goldfish), 1096 nucleotides. RefSeq names its product required for excision 1-B domain containing (gene rex1bd). The record is from RefSeq and is a predicted model, not a curated record. The transcript has 5 exons. NCBI's taxonomy places the organism in Eukaryota, Metazoa, Chordata, Actinopteri, Cypriniformes, Cyprinidae. Bases 131 to 583 code for a protein of 150 amino acids.